Esox lucius (northern pike) is the source of this 1611-nucleotide messenger RNA. RefSeq names its product vegetative cell wall protein gp1-like. The transcript has 4 exons. NCBI's taxonomy places the organism in Eukaryota, Metazoa, Chordata, Actinopteri, Esociformes, Esocidae. The record is from RefSeq and is a predicted model, not a curated record. The annotation marks the transcript as partial.
AUGAACCACCAAAAAAGGAACCGCAGACGCACGAGGAAGACCCGCCAUGGCCACAGGGACAACUCCCUGUGGUUGUGGGAGAAGCCAGAGACGCCGGAGGAGGAAGCUCGGCGUCUCUGCGCUUAUUCCGGCUACGCCCCUCCGGUACACCCGUUGAGAGGGGAGUAUGCCUGGAGAAGCGAUUGGGGGGCUGACUCCCUCUCCCCGGACGACGAGGAGGUGGUGUAUGGGAGAGUGGGGGUGCUAUGGGGCGUGGACCAGUGGGGUGAUGUCAAGCCCCUCAGCCGGCAGGAGGAGGGGGUCGUCAAGGAGCUCCUACAGGAGAUGCAGAGGACGGAGAGGACGGGCCGUAGGAGAGGAGGCCAGAGGAGGAAGCAGCAGCCCGUGCCUCCUACCAGCCACGGGUUGGAUGCCUGCUACUACCCCGCGGCCUACCCCGCGGCGCCCUGCUUCCCCCGCUGCCCGGGAGCCGCACCUACUCCUCCGCCGGCUCCUGUUCCUCCACCGGCUCCCCUGUCUCCUAUUCCUCCGCCGGCUCCCCCGGCUCCUACUCCUCCGCCGGCUCUCCCGCCGGCUCCGGACCCUCCGCCGGCUCCCCCGGCUCCUGCUCCUCCGCCGGCUCUCCCGCCGGCUCCGGACCCUCCGCCGGCUCCCCCGGCUCCUACUCCUCCGCCGGCUCUCCCGCCGGCUCCGGACCCUCCGCCGGCUCCCCCGGCUCCUGCUCCUCCGCCGGCUCUUCCGCCGGCUCCUGACCCUCCGCCGGUUUCCCCGUCUCCUAUACCUCCACCGGCUCCCCCGGCUCCUGCGGCGCCCUCGCCUGUCCCGGUUUCCCCGUCUCCUACUCCUCCGCCGGCUCCUGUUCCUCCACCGGCUCACCUGUCUCCUAUUCCUCCGCCGGCUCCCCCGGCUCCUACUCCUCCGCCGGCUCUCCCGCCGGCUCCGGACCCUCCGCCGGCUCCCCCGGCUCCGGACCCUCCGCCGGCUCCCCCGGCUCCUACUCCUCCGCCGGCUCUCCCGCCGGCUCCGGACCCUCCGCCGGCUCCCCCGGCUCCUGCUCCUCCACCGGCUCCUAUUCCCCCGCCGGCUCCCCCGUCUCCUAUUCCUCUGCCGGCUCCUAUUCCUCCGCCGGCUCCCCCGGCUCCUACUCCUCCGCCGGCUCUUCCGCCGGCUCCGGACCCACCGCCGGCCCUUCCGCCGGCUCCGGACCCUCCGCCGGCUCCCCCGGCUCCUGCUCCUCCGCCGUCUCCUGCUCCCCCGGCUCCUGCUCCUCCGCCGUCUCCUGCUCCUCCGCCGGCUCUUCCGCCGGCUCCGGACCCUCCGCCGCCUCCCCCGGCUCCUGCUCCUCCGCCGGCUCCUAUUCCCCCGCCGGCUCCCCCGUCUCCUGCUCCUCCGCCGGCUCUUCCGCCGGCUCCUGACCCUCCGCCGGUUUCCCCGUCUCCUAUACCUCCGCCGGCUCCCCCGGCUCCUGCUCCUCCGCCGGCUGUCGACCCUCCGCCGGCUCCCCCGGCUCCUGCUCCUCCGCCGGCUGUCGACCCUCCGCCGGCUCCCCCGGCUCCUGCUCCUCCGCCGGCUGUCGACCCUCCGCCGGCUCCCCCGGCUCCUGCUCCUCCG